AGCAGUGCACUCAAACCCAGGUACAGCUUCACAGACGUUUAGGAGAUCUUUAUGAUCACUCGCAAAAUAAUAUCUUUCGCAAAAUACUUUCAAAUUACAAACUUAGUCAACCACAAACCACUAUGAAGAACCGUUUCACAACCCUGGAUAUCGCGUACCUUAUCGACGAGCUUCGCCAGAAAUUGGUUGGGCUCCGCGUGGAUCAGGUGUAUGACAUUGACAAGAAGACGUACCUUAUUCGUCUUGUCAGGUCUGGAGGAGUCAAAAAGGUGCUACUAUUAGAAUCUGGAAGCCGCUUUCAUUCCACCCAAUUUGAAUGGGCUAAAAAUCCUGCUCCGUCCGGAUUUUCCAUGAAAUUGAGAAAACAUUUGAAUAACAAAAGAUUAGAAAAGAUUGAACAAGUUGGGGCAGAUCGGAUCGUUCAUCUCCAAUUUGGAAUGGACACAGCCGCAUAUCAUCUAUUUCUAGAGCUAUAUGACAGAGGAAAUAUCAUUCUUACGGACCAUACGCUCACUAUUCUCAACUUGGUGAGACCUCGUAUAAUUGGAGAAGAAAGAAUGGCUGCCCAUGAAAAAUACGCAGUGGAUAGUGCUAAACAAAAUUUUGCGAUUGGUCGUACUCAAAUAGAAGAACUCUUAAGGAACAGUCCCACGGGAACGCUUCGCGAGAAUUUUCUGUCUAAACUGGAAUUCGGUCCAGCCCUAUUCUCAUGCGUCUUGUCGCGAUUUAAUUUAACACCGCAAACAAAAAUUGCAACACUUGUAAAUUCGGAGGAAACAUUACUGUCAACGCUUGACAAGUUGGACGGUGCAUUUGCUCAAGGAACCUCUAUGCUGACAAAAAUUGAGAAUCACAGGGGUGUAAUUGUGUUGUCGAAGCCGCAACAGAGUAGUAACAAGAAGACUGACGAUGACAUACCGAUACCGCCUUCAUCGGAAUCACAGCAGCCACUUUUCUACGAAGAAUUUCACCCUUCUGUAUUGGAAGAAUGGUUAGGAGAUAGUGAUGCCUUGAAAUUUGACAGCUUUGACGAAGCUGUUGAUGAGUUCUUUUCAAAAAUAGAGUCUCAAAAAUCAGACAUGAAGCAACUAAAUCAGGAAAAAGAUGCAUACAAGAAACUGGAGAGAGUGAAAUUAGAUCAACACAAACGUUUAAGGGAAUUAAAAGAAGGACAAGAAGUAGAUAAACAAAAAGCAGAAUUUAUUACGAUAAACCAAUCAACCGUAGAUAUGGCCAUUUCAACAAUUAGAAAAUUGGUUGCAAAUCAAAUUCCUUGGGAUACAAUAGAAGAUCAAUUAAAGGAAGCUAGAACACAAGGCGAUCCAUUGGCGACCAUGAUUGUAAAACUGAACUUGAAGCAAAACAAGAUCACACUAAAAUUAAGCAACCUGUAUGACGAAGGACAACACGCACUCGAAAUUGAUGUAGAUUUGAAUUUGUCAGCGUAUGCCAACGCAACAAAGUAUUUUGAUUUAAAAAAGGCUUCAGCCAAGAAGGAGGAAAGAACAAUAGAAUCGCAAGGAAAAGCAUUUAAAUCUACAGAAAAGAAAACACUAGCAAUUUUGAAAGAAGCUGCAACAAUUCACUCAAUCAAAAAGGCUCGAAAGGUCCUGUGGUUUGAAAAGUUUCGAUGGUUUAUUACUUCCGAAAACUUUCUCGUCGUUGGUGGGAGAGAUGCGCAACAGAAUGAAUUACUCGUAAAGCGCUACUUACGACCUCGCGAUGUGUAUAUGCACGCAGAGUCACACGGAGCUCCUACAUUAAUAAUCAAGAAUGACACCCCUUGUGAUGAUGUCCCACCCAAGUCGCUCAACGAGUGUGGUGUAUAUGCUACUUCAAUUAGCGGCUCGUGGGAAAAUAAAGUCAUUCCAAGUGCGUGGUGGGUGUGGGGAGAUCAAGUGUCAAAGUCAGCCCCGUCAGGAGAAUACUUACCAACGGGAUCAUUUAUGAUUCGAGGAAGAAAAAAUUAUCUCCCACCCUAUCAAUUGGUGCUUGGCUUUGGCCUUCUUUUUCGUAUGACUGUUGAUAGCAUCGAUGCUCACAAAAACGAAAGAAGUAGAAAACCUGGGGUUGAUGGGUCGGACAUGCAAUCGUUAACUUUAGAGAAUGAGAAUAAUGAGAUCGAAGAAGAUAUUCCUGGUGGUGGUGACAUGGACGACGACGAGGAUGAGUUUCCAGACACUCACGUCAAUUUGAAUGUUGAUGGGGACAAGUUGCGCACAAGACUGACAUCUUCCACAGGAAGUGUUUUAGAUGAUGCCUCGGAAUUUUUGGUGACAUCCGCUGUACCUUCUGCUAAUAGUAACUCGAUGCAAAAAAUCAAAAACAAGCAAAAGAAAAUCGCGAAACUCGCAAAAGGUCAACCCAAACAACAGGUCAUGAAGUCAGAGAAACCUUCCUUAGCUGUUGAACCAUCACCUGUUAAUCGUCCAAAGCGAGGACAACAUGGUAGGAAGAAAAAGCUCAAAGAAAAAUACAAGUUUCAGGAUGAUGAAGAAAGAGAGUUACGUAUGAAAUUACUUCGGGCCGGUCAAUUAGCUGUGAACGAAAUUGAGCAACCAUCAUCCACUGCCACAAAAUCAGAGUGCUCUGAAGAUGAGGAAAAUCAACAGAUUCCAGAAUUGGAGGAAGACUUGCCUUCAGAAGAUGCACAAGAUGAAGAAAAUGACCAGCUUUCUAAGGAAGAUGAUACUAACACCACCACAAAACUUGAACACAACGAAAACCAGCAUCAACUAUUUGCAGAUGAUGAUCAACUAGAAGAUGAAUCACGUGAAGGGGAAACAGAGUUGGAUUUACUCAAAUCUUUGACAGGUUUUCCAUUGGAGCAAGAUGAACUUCUUUUCGCGAUUCCUGUCGUUGCUCCCUAUACCACCUUGCAAAAUUAUAAGUUCAGAAUUAAAAUGGUUCCAGGAACAACAAAGCGAGGAAAGGCAGCAAAGACCGCAUUAGAAUCUUUCCAACGAGAAAAGGACGCCACUCCAAGGGAAAAGGAUUUGAUUAAAGCAGUGAAAGAUCAAGAUUUUGCUAGGAAUUUUCCUGGGAAAGUGAAACUAUCAAACGUAAUUCGAGAUAAGAAGUGAUUAUCUAUUAAAUUACUGUUAUGUUUUUAUGAUAAAUAAUAAUAAUAAAUAAUUAAAACGUCAGAAUGGAUUUC
Molecule: messenger RNA, 3157 nt
Organism: Folsomia candida
Lineage: Eukaryota; Metazoa; Arthropoda; Collembola; Entomobryomorpha; Isotomidae
Gene: Clbn
Product: nuclear export mediator factor NEMF homolog
Exons: 17
Coding region: 123-3083 (986 amino acids)
Biological process (GO): ribosome-associated ubiquitin-dependent protein catabolic process; rescue of stalled cytosolic ribosome
Cellular component (GO): RQC complex
Molecular function (GO): ribosomal large subunit binding; tRNA binding
Source: RefSeq, a predicted model, not a curated record